This is a messenger RNA of Huiozyma naganishii CBS 8797, 1248 nucleotides long. RefSeq names its product proteinase A (gene PEP4). Gene Ontology annotation, cellular component: fungal-type vacuole. Lineage: Eukaryota; Fungi; Ascomycota; Saccharomycetes; Saccharomycetales; Saccharomycetaceae. The transcript has a single exon. Bases 1 to 1248 code for a protein of 415 amino acids. The record is from RefSeq and is a predicted model, not a curated record. Gene Ontology annotation, molecular function: aspartic-type endopeptidase activity.
AUGCAGAUACAACACCUCUUGCCGCUAGCGGUGCUGCUGUUGGGCGGGACCACUUCUGUGGCGGAUGCUAAGGUGCACAAGGCGAAGCUGUUCAAGCGGGAGAUUACCGAGGAGAUGGAGGCGAUUCCCUUCGAGCAGCACGUGCAGCAUUUGGGACAGAAGUACCUGAACCAGUACGAAAAGGCUUUCCCCGAGGUGAGCUUUUCGAAACACCAUCCGUUCUUUAAGGGUUCUGCGCAGGACUCGUUCGAGGUUGCCAAGGGCCACGAGGUGCCCCUGUCGAACUACUUGAACGCGCAGUACUACACUGACAUCACUCUGGGGACUCCGCCUCAGCAGUUCAAGGUUAUUUUGGACACCGGGUCCUCGAACCUGUGGGUGCCCAGCAGCGAGUGUGGUUCACUGGCGUGCUUUCUUCACGAGAAAUACGACCAUUCCGCCUCUUCGUCGUACAAGGCUAACGGUACGGACUUCUCCAUCCAGUACGGGUCUGGGUCCCUAGAGGGGUACAUUUCCCAGGAUACUUUGUCUAUUGGGGACCUGACCAUCCCGAAGCAGGACUUCGCGGAGGCCACUAGCGAACCAGGGCUGGCGUUCGCCUUUGGGAAGUUCGACGGGAUCUUGGGGCUUGCCUACGACACUAUCAGUGUCGACAAAGUCGUCCCACCUUUCUACAACGCUCUAGAACAGGACUUGCUCGACGAGGCGAAGUUCGCCUUCUACCUGGGUGACACCAACAAGGACGCAGAGGACGGCGGCGAGGCCAUCUUUGGCGGUGUUGACAAGAGCAAGUACACAGGAGACGUCACAUGGCUGCCAGUUCGCCGGAAGGCCUACUGGGAGGUUAAGCUAGAGGGGCUCGGUUUGGGAGACGAGUACGCCGAGUUGGAGUCCCACGGGGCUGCCAUUGACACGGGUACCUCCUUGAUUACUUUGCCCUCGGGACUAGCAGAGAUCAUCAACUCUGAAAUAGGUGCUAAGAAGGGCUGGACUGGUCAGUACACUCUGGAAUGUAACACAAGAGACCAACUGCCCGACUUGACCUUCAACUUCAACGGGUACAACUUCACCAUCGGGCCAUACGACUACACGCUAGAGGUCUCCGGGUCCUGCAUCUCCGCAAUCACCCCAAUGGACUUCCCAGAACCCGUCGGCCCACUCGCCAUCGUCGGUGACGCAUUUUUGAGAAAGUACUACUCCAUCUACGACCUGGAACACAACGCUGUCGGUCUGGCAAAGGCCGUGUAA